Molecule: messenger RNA, 726 nt
Organism: Kluyveromyces marxianus DMKU3-1042
Lineage: Eukaryota; Fungi; Ascomycota; Saccharomycetes; Saccharomycetales; Saccharomycetaceae
Gene: IAH1
Product: isoamyl acetate-hydrolyzing esterase
Exons: 1
Coding region: 1-726 (241 amino acids)
Molecular function (GO): hydrolase activity, acting on ester bonds
Source: RefSeq, a predicted model, not a curated record
AUGGCAUUGGUUUACAAGAAGUUUUUAUUGUUCGGUGAUUCGAUCACUGAGUUUUCUUUCAACACAAGAAUGAGCAAUGUUGAAGGAAAAGACGAAUUCUCUUUUGGUGCGGCAAUGGUCAAUGCAUACACGAGAAAGCUUGAUAUUGUUCAAAGAGGCUUUAGUGGAUUCAACUCCCGUUGGGCGUUAAAGCUUUUACCAAAGAUUUUGGAACAAGAGAAUAACGUAGCUAUUGCUACAUUGUUCUUUGGUUCUAAUGACGCUUGCCAACAUGAACACCAACAUGUACCUUUACCUGAAUAUAAAGAAAACACCAAGAAAUUAAUAGAAAUGUUUAAGAAGAACGGAAUUAAAGUGGUGGUAAUAGGUCCUGCCCUAUAUGACGUUGAUAAAUGGUACCCAUCGCAUGGCGCAGAGGUUGACAAGGGAUACGUCCGUUCUAAUGAAUUGUUUGCUCAAUACAGCGAGGCUGCACAGGAAAUAGCUAAUGCUCAAGAAGUUGCCUUUGUUAACCUUCACGAGGCCUUCAAGAAACAAGACGAUUGGAAGUCCCUACUUUGUGAUGGGUUACAUUUCAGCGGAAAGGGUUACGAAGUUAUGUUUAACGAAGUCAUCAAGACCGUUGAGGAAAAAUACCCUGAAUUUGCACCAAAAGCAGUCGAGUACAAAUUACCAAAUUGGAGAUUGGUGAAAUCCGAUGGCUCUACUCUUGACCCCUUGCUCUGA